CAACUUCAAAGGCUAUGAGUAACUACCCGGAUGAAACAUAUAUAACAAUUUACCCAACAGUGCUCCAACAGUCGAGAGCUUAUUCUCCAUGGUAUUUCGGACGGUUUGCCAUCGUAUUCUUUUCAUGACCUAACCAAAAUGCAUCGCAUUGUAAUAUUCGCUGGUCUGGGCUCAGACUCACUGUUCUCGUCGACAACUUUAAAUACUGCGAAAGAAGAUGGAAGGCUUCCGGAGUCCCGCAUAAUUCUGCUGGCAGCUCAUGAAAUUUUCCGAAAUGAAAUUUCCCGAGCUGUUCAGCGGGGAUUCCUUCGGGCUGAUGAGAUCAACCUGGACGACUUCAAGGAACCCGAAACACUUAUUCAGCCUCCGGCAGAAUAUCAUCAUAAUCCCAUCAUCCAGCAUGUGACCCUCUACCUCGUACAGAUACUUCGGUAUAUACGUUGUUUCAGGAGCUCCGAUGAGGUACAUUUGCAUAGUGUGACCGGGUUUUGUGCAGGUUUGUUGGCAGCGGCUGUUGUCGCCACAUCCACAGAUAACAUUGAAUUUCUCUCUCGUGCCAACAACUUCUUUUAUGUUGCACUUAUUCUCGGUAUUCGUUGUCAAGUUUACCGAAGAAACGAAAUCCUCAAGACCCCUUGCUCACCAUCUCUGCCAUGGAGUAUUAUUGUAGAUGGUUUAUUAGUGGAUCGCAUAUAUGAUUUGAUCAAUGAGCCAACAAAUAGAUUCCCGAUCCAUGUCAGCGCUAUCAAUACACCCACCUGCGUUACCUUGAGUGGGAAAGGAGAUCAACUUCGACAAUUUAUUGCGGAAAAUGUUACAUCAGAAUGCAGAGUUAGAACAACAAACAUUUUUACUCUUUAUCACAGUCGGGAAAAGCUUUCGGACCUCUACCAUGAAACAGUCAAAGACCUUCAAUCUAGUGUCCCCAUUCUUUGGUCAACUUGCGCUUCUUUAAGAACACCGCUCAUUUCGACUACUGACGGCGAGCUAUGGACAUCAUUUUCAAAGGAGUCAUCUAAACUCAGCUGUGGAAGAAUAGCAGAAUGGGUCCUCGAGAUGAUACUUCUAGAACCAGUGGACUGGGUUGCGGUCCAGUCAUCCAUUGUAGCAGAGGCCAAGUUGGCCGUCUCAGAAAAUUCGGAAGAGUGUGAAAUAUUAAACUUUGGUCCUGGAUAUGGCAUGUCCAAAACCUCUCAUCUUUUGCCGGAUAAUGUGUAUAUCAUCGAUGCAUCUGCCGCCGGCACCUAUAACCCGCCAGACCAAUCUCAAGGCUUAUCCCUGAACGAUUUGGCGAUCGUCGGAAUGGCGAUCGACUUUCCUGGUGCUCCUGAUAUCGACAAGCUUUGGGAGAAGCUGUCGAAUGGAGAGAAUUCUUGCGCUGAAAUACCAUCUUCACGAUUUUUCAUUGAUGACUUCUACCACAAGAAAGAUCAAAAGGGUAAUCGGCACAACCGUUCUCUGAAUACGCGGUAUGGUAACUUUUUGGAAAAUCCUUUUUUGUUCGACAAUGGACUGUUUGACAUCUCCCCGCGAGAAGCCAACUCAAUGGACCCCCAGCAGCGGGUUAUGCUGCAGACUGCUUACCGGUCCCUAGAAAAUGCCGGCUAUGUGCCCGACUCUACACCUUCGUUUGCACGAGACACUUUUGGAUGUUUUAUUGGCAAUGCAACGAUUGACUAUACGGAUAAUUUACGUGAGGAUAUAGAUGUGUAUUACAGUCCAGGGACUCUUCGGGCUUUUCAAAGUGGACGUAUCUCAUACGUUUUCGGUUGGAGUGGACCGUCGAUUACAUUAGAUACUGCUUGCUCGUCGUCGAUGGUAGCCCUCCAUCAAGCCUCAAGAGCGCUCUUGGCAAACGAUUGUCGGGCGGCCUUGGUAGGUGGCGUCAACGUUAUAACCAGUCCAGACAUGUACUUAGGUCUUGAUCGGGCUCACUUCCUAAGUCCGAGUGGCCAAUGUAAAGCGUUCGACGCCUCUGCAGAUGGUUAUUGUCGGUCCGAAGGAUGUGGAGCAUUUGUAGUUAAAAAGCUGGGCGAUGCUCUCGCUGAAGAUGACCGAAUUCUAGCAGUCAUCCGAGGCAUCGAAGCAAAUCAAAGUGGAAAUGCUCAUUCCAUCACUCAUCCACACGUCCCAACGCAGGAGCAGUUAUUCGACUCUUUGUUUCGGAAAACAAAGAUUCACCCGCAUAAAGUUACGGUGGUUGAGACACACGGGACAGGCACUCAAGCAGGUGAUCCUAAUGAGGUACAAGCUUUACGAAAAGCCAUAUGUGAAGGACGAGAUCCCCAAAAUCUAUUACAUUUGACUUCAAUCAAGGCCAAUAUUGGUCACUGCGAGGCUGCAUCUGGGGCUGCAGCUCUUGCUAAAGUGAUUCUGAUGAUGAAGUACGGCAUGAUUCCACCGCAGAUCUCUCUGCAAACAUUAAACCCCAAGAUCCAGAACCUUGGCUCUGAUGGAGCGGUUAUCGAUCGCAAUGGUGCUCUGUGGAACCGGCAGAGUGGUCAUCCGCGAACCGCCUUGAUCAAUAAUUUCGGAGCAGCGGGGUCAAAUGUAGGCUUGAUUCUGCAAGAAUACAAAGCGGAAGAACGGCCACAAGAGACUUCUUCCUUCUCUCAACAGCGUUCUUACACAUUAGGGUUUUCUGCUAAGAAAAAGGGGGUAUUGGUUUCACUUCGGGACGCAUUGGUUUCAGCACUGGUCGCAGAGUCAAUCCAAGGUGAUCUUCGCGACAUAUGCUAUACGCUUACUGCUCGUCGUCAGUUAUAUGAUCAUCGUAUAUCUGUUACAGCAUCUUCUAUCCCACAGCUUGUUGAAAGACUUGAACAUGUUCAGCCUGAUGUCAUUUCGAAAUCACAAAAUGAUCAGGCAGAAGCAGUAUUUGUUUUCUCUGGACAAGGUUCUCAGUACCUAGGAAUGGGAAGAGAGCUCAUGCAUAUCUAUCCAUCGUUUGCGAAGGUGAUCUAUCAGUGCGACAAUCUUCUCACAGAGAGUGGGUUCCCGGGUUGCCUACAAAUUAUCGACCCUGAUAAGCAUGCCAUUGAAUCUGUUGAUGAGAUUUCUAUAUUGCAAGCUUUUCAGUCUGCUAUAUUUGCACUGGAAGUUGCCCUGGCUAAGCUGCUAAUAUCCUGGAACAUUGUGCCUACUGCUGUGCUGGGACACAGCCUCGGUGAAUAUGCCGCCCUAGUCAUCGCUGAUGUCCUCGAUCUACCGAGUGGAGUUCUUCUAGUUGCCCGACGCGCGCAGCUCAUGAUGCAGCUUUGCGAACUGCGUUUGACAUCCAUGCUGGCCGUCAACCUCGCUCCGACAGACGUGCUGCACGCAAUAGACAAUGACGAAAGGUAUGACAAACUGGAGAUUGCUUGUUGCAAUGGCGGCACAGAUUGUGUGGUAGGCGGUCCCCGCACUCAACUGCAGAAUCUCAAAGAACAUCUAGCGACUACUCGUCAAGUGAAGAGUAAAAUGCUCGACGUGCCCAUGGCGUAUCAUACGAGUGCUAUGGAUCCAAUGCUCGAAGAACUCACUUUGUACGCAAACACUGUGAACAUCUCGAAACCAAGGAUUCCAAUUGUGUCAAAUGUGUUGGGUCGAACAGUCCAACCUGGAGAGAAUGCUUUCACUCAAGAAUACUUUUCCAAACAUUGCCGAGAAACAGUGCAAUUUGACGCAGGAGUACAACACUUCCUAUCUACUAAGGCAGGCCACAGUACGCCACGAUGGGUAGAGGUCGGCCCACAUCCGUCUCUUUUGCCGUUAUUGGCAACGCGUCUCGAUAAGACAAAGACGACACUGUUGCCUUGUCUGCGAAAAGAUGUCCUACCAUCCAACACAAUAUCGCAACUUCUCAGUCAUUUUUACCAGAACACGAUAGGUAUACACUGGCGUCAUACUUUUGAUAGCUAUACCAAACCGCACUUGAUUGACCUCCCGGGUAUGCCAUUCAUCCAAGAGGAGUUUGGAGUUCACUAUCCACACGAAACUGAGGAUGCAACUCGUAGCUUACAGGAGAUGCUGCCGGUUCACAGGAAUGCUAAUAUAUUCAUUUCCAGCACAGUCCAAAGUUCUUCUGUGGCUGGAAACUACUCCGCAAUAUACGAAAUCCCUAUUCAGUUAUUAAAAGAUUUAAUUGAAGGACACAUUGUUUGCGACCACGCGCUGUGCCCAGCGUCAGUGUACCAUGAGAUCGCUCUUUCAGCCGUGCGAGAUAUUGAAGUGGACACAAAUGAUGACUUUGUUUGGUUCCUUUCCAAUAUAUCCUAUGUUUCGCCUCUCCUAUACAAUACUACAUCGACCUCCCUGGUCCGCAUCUUCAUGACCCGUGACGACGCAACGAUGGGGUAUAUGUUCACAGUGUCUUCAUAUUCUCAAGGAUCUGAUCCAAGUAAUGGUACAGUGCACUGCAAAGGGAGUAUUAAGCGAAAAUUGAGAAAGUCUGUGGAACAGAAAUACUCUCGCCGAGCACCGCAGCUGGAGCAAAAGAUUCAGUUCAUGUCCAAGAAUGCCGGUCUAUUAGCGCAGGACAUAUUUCUCACGAAAGCCAUGUAUGAAAAGGUUUUUACACGUGUAGUCACCUAUUCUGAGUUAUACCAGAAGGUGGAGUCGAUCCGUGUCAGUCACGAAGCCAAUGAGGCGAUUGCAGUUUGUCGUUUCCCCGCUUUUAUAGGGGACCAUCCCCUUGAUUCCCCAACUGGAGAGUCCAUUUUUAUGGAUGUUCUUCUACAUGUGGCAGGAUUUGUUGCAAAUCUCGCGAUUGGAAAUGAAGAGGCAUGUAUCUGUGUAGAGGUUAGUUCCGCCUCGGUUCUCCGCCAGCCACGACGUGCAGGUGAGCAAUUUUAUGUUCACUGUGUUAUUAUGGAAUCUUCUCCCGAAAAAAUCAUCAUCGCAGAUGCACAGGCAGUCGAUGCGCAAGGUGUCAUGGCAAUCUACAAAGGAAUGGUCUUUCAACGUAUAGAGUUGGCCAAAGUUCGACAAGCGUUCCAGAUCGCGUCGAGGAGGAUCCAACAGUCUUCUGAUACAUUGCACCAAGGCGGUAUCCAGCGGACCCAGCUGAAUCCAUCUUCUAGGGAAACAGCUGCAGCAAAACCGGUAUCUGUUCCAUCGUUGUCAAUUGGAACGGCUAUCAAGGAUCUUGUGGCCAAGACCUGUAGUUCGGACCCGGCGUCUAUAUUUGCAGACUCUAGCUUGGAAGCUCUUGGAAUUGACUCCUUGAUGAUGAUGGAACUUGAGUCGCAGCUAUUGGAGUUUUAUCCCCAGUUGACCAUCUCUGCUUUAUCUCAGUGUAAAACAGUGGGCGAUAUUGAGACUAUAUGUGGGCACAAAGAGACACACGAGCCCGCAACCGCACGUACCGUGGCAUUCCAAGGUUCAGAUACUGAAGAUAGCAUACCAACGCCACCAGAUCAAAGUAUUCUUGCCAGAACUAUCAUCGCUGAGACAUGCGGAGCCAAUGCGCAUUCCAUCACCUCAAGCUCAGAACUCCAAGCACUAGGCAUUGACUCACUUAUGAUAUUCGAACUAGAAUCCCGUCUUCUGGAAAUCUGUCAAUCUCGGCACCUUUCGUCCUCCGAAUUAUCAGGUUGUCGUACGGUGGGAGAUGUAGAGAAACUGAUUGAACGCAAUCACAAUGUCCCAAAAUUGUACAGCUCUGAGGGACGAAAAAGUCCAAAUUCCACUGCAUCCAGUAACAUGACAUCUACGGCCCUCACAACUAUUCACACACCCAUUACUCCUUUCUCUGAUUCCGAAGGAACCCCGGAUCUCCUGAUCAUAGAGAAGAUCUCUCGUGCCUUCCGUUUAGGCGAACAACCGGAAAUCGUUCAGCCUUCGGGUUCGUCCGUCAUGCACACCAAUGCUAUCAGGGCUCCCCUUUUCCUCUUCCAUGAUGGAAGCGGAAUAUGCAUUCAGUAUCAUCGCCUUUUUCCACUUCAACGCCCCGUUUAUGCUUUGCAUGAUCCGAAAUUUCUUGACAGACAGGAAGGCUGGAGUGAUCUUGCCGCUAUGGCUAAUCACUACGUCUCUGAAAUUUUGCGCACAUGUCGUAGCCCCUAUCUCCUAGGUGGUUGGUCCUUUGGAGGUGUGGUCGCCUUUGAGGUUGCUCGCCGGUUGCUAGCCAGCAAUUAUUCUGUAGUUGGUGUUGUGCUAAUCGAUUCGCCACCGCCACUCAACCAUCAGCCUUUGUCGGAGCGGAUUAUUGAAGCUGUGACUGGCGGAGGAAAUUAUUCCGGGAAUGAGACCAAAGAAGCCGUCUAUAAACUAACAACUCGAAGUUUUGCUGCAUGCGCGAAGAUGUUAGGCGCUUUUACACCUGAUAUGGGAAUUUAUCCUGCAACACCGCGUUUAUUUUUACUCCGCUCAAAUAAGGGUUGGGAGUUCCCUUCUAUGUCCGAGGAAAUUGAAAAUCCCUGGCUACAAGAUCGUUCAAACCCGAGGACUGCAGUGUCUGGAUGGGAAUUACUUACGAAAUCCAAUGUUCUUAUGAGAGACAUUCCGGGAGAUCAUUUUGGGGUCUUUGAUGCAAAGAACAUUAGUGAAGUCUCAGCUGCUGUCCAGCAUGCUUGCGACGAACUAGAAGAGCAAUACUGUUCUUCUCCAGGGUGAAUUUUACUUUUACUUUGCGUUUUUUGGCGUUCCGCGCUUUGCCGGGUAUUGGUAUUUUGAUCACCUGGCUACUUAUUGCUUCCUUCCUUGUGAGUCUUGAUUCCGAGACUCCCUAGGUUAAAGCCUGAGAAUAUAGCGACUACAUUAUUCCAUUCUAGAAUAGACUGCCGACUUGACAUAGUUCAUUAUGUAUUAUUGAUUCCUUCAAAAUAGUGAUGUACUCUUUUGUGAAAGGAGAAGAAGUAUUCAAUUA
This is a messenger RNA of Talaromyces proteolyticus, 6847 nucleotides long. RefSeq names its product putative polyketide synthase. Lineage: Eukaryota; Fungi; Ascomycota; Eurotiomycetes; Eurotiales; Trichocomaceae. The transcript is spliced from 10 exons. The coding region runs from base 139 to 6594 and encodes 2151 amino acids. Gene Ontology annotation, molecular function: 3-oxoacyl-[acyl-carrier-protein] synthase activity; fatty acid synthase activity. Gene Ontology annotation, biological process: secondary metabolite biosynthetic process; fatty acid biosynthetic process. The record is from RefSeq and is a predicted model, not a curated record.